UCUGCAGAUGCCCUGGUUCCCCUCGAGCCGCUGCUCCAGCUGCUGCCGCCGCUGCCAGGCCGCCGGUGUCUGCGUCUGAUCUUUCCUGCCUGCAGUCUACCAUAUUCAAUGUAGCUAGGACCAUGACAGGCAUCGCCGCUGCCUCCUUCUUCUCCAACACAUGCAGGUUCGGGGGCUGCGGACUUCACUUCGAAUCUUUGUCCGAACUCAUUGUGCACAUCGAGGAUAAUCACAUCGACACGGACCCUCGGGUGCUAGAAAAACAGGAGCUGCAGCAGCCCACCUAUGUGGCCCUCAGCUACAUCAACAGGUUCAUGACGGAUGCUGCUCGCCGGGAGCAGGAGACGCUGAAGAAGAAGAUCCAGCCGAAGCUGUCCCUGUCCCUGACGGGCAGCGUGUCCCGGAACAGCGUGUCCACGCCCCCCCGGCACAGCAGCGGCAGCCUGACCCCGCCCGUCACCCCUCCGAUCACUCCUUCCUCCUCCUUCCGUAGCAGUACUCCUACAGGUAGUGAGUAUGACGAAGAGGAGGUGGACUACGAGGAGUCGGACAGCGAUGAAUCCUGGACCACUGAAAGUGCGAUUAGCUCCGAGGCCAUCCUCAGUUCCAUGUGCAUGAACGGGGGUGACGAGAAGCCCUUUGCCUGUCCCGUCCCGGGCUGCAAAAAGAGAUACAAGAAUGUGAAUGGUAUUAAGUACCAUGCCAAGAACGGCCACCGGACCCAGAUUCGAGUACGCAAGCCCUUCAAGUGCCGCUGUGGCAAGAGUUACAAGACCUCUCAGGGCCUUCGCCACCAUACCAUCAACUUCCACCCCCCGGUGUCUGCUGACAUUAUCCGCAAGAUGCAGCAGUAAUUCCGGUCACAGUGCCAACUGACCCUCCCUCUCUUCCUCUUGAGGAAGACCCCCCCCCCCUUCAUGCUACA
Molecule: messenger RNA, 925 nt
Organism: Megalops cyprinoides (Indo-Pacific tarpon)
Lineage: Eukaryota; Metazoa; Chordata; Actinopteri; Elopiformes; Megalopidae
Gene: jazf1b
Product: JAZF zinc finger 1b
Exons: 5
Coding region: 123-854 (243 amino acids)
Cellular component (GO): nucleus
Source: RefSeq, a predicted model, not a curated record